This is a messenger RNA of Fibroporia radiculosa, 741 nucleotides long. RefSeq lists its product as uncharacterized. Lineage: Eukaryota; Fungi; Basidiomycota; Agaricomycetes; Polyporales; Fibroporiaceae. The record is from RefSeq and is a predicted model, not a curated record. Bases 1 to 741 code for a protein of 246 amino acids. The transcript is spliced from 2 exons.
AUGUGGAUCGCGCAUUUUUCAUCAGGCCUCGUCGCGAAGCCCUUCGCACCGGGCAUUCCUCUCUCCGUCCUAUGCCUUGCUGGGGCUGCCGCCGAUGCUGCCUUCUUUCUUCUUCAGUUCAUCAACCUGGAAUCGUUCAAUCUCGACACGUCCAUUGCGGCAAAUAGAGGCUGCUUCCCAUAUGCGAACGAUUAUCCGUACAGCCACUCCCUCGCCGGCAUGGGCGCCGUGGGGUUCGUUGUUGCCCUUGGGUACAAGGCACUGCGUCCCACCGCGCGCGCGUCCCUCUCAGACAUGAUUGUGAUUGUCCUCGCGAGCCUGAGUCACUUCCUCCUCGAGUGGCCAUCGCAUCGCGCAGGUGAGACGCCCCCCCUCCCCCCCCCAUCGUCCGUAGCUGCUAGCUCACCAAGUGCACGCAUCGCAGACAUCAAGCUCACCCCAUACGACGACAGAGCAAUCGGCGCGGGGCUCUUCGACCACCCCAUGCUCACCUUCCUCGCAGAGGCUGCGAUUUUCCUUACCGGCCUCUGGGUGUAUGCCACCUUCGCGCCGAAGGUCACCCGGACCGGCUACUUGACGAACCGCAAUCGCCUCCCGAAGAUCGUCGCGUUCAUGCUCGUCCAGCAGGCACAUUUCUGCUUCGGCGCGGCCCCGACGUAUGAGACACGUUGGGUGCAUGCGCCGCUGUUCCUCAGCGAGGUAUUGGGCAGUUGUUGGGUAUUAGGAAAGCUGGAGGGCUGA